Messenger RNA from Camellia sinensis, 420 nucleotides. The record is from RefSeq and is a predicted model, not a curated record. NCBI's taxonomy places the organism in Eukaryota, Viridiplantae, Streptophyta, Magnoliopsida, Ericales, Theaceae.
AUGAAUAGAAUAGAUAGGCCUCAGGAAGUCUUGUCCUCUGUGUAUACGCAUGUGUACUGUAAAGCUGAGAAGAAAGAAGAAGAAGAAGAGGAGAAUCAAAUGGGAAGAUCAUCAACUGAAGAGAAGAUUGUAUAUUUUACUCUUGAGGAAGGAGAAAAGCCAUUGUAUCUGAGGAUACAAAGGCCAGAAGCUGAAGAUAAGAUCUACAGGAUCAGUCGUUACAUGGCCUUGCGUACAAUGCUGCUCGACUACUGCAAUCGUUUGGGGCUUUUCUACGAAGAAUUUCGAUUUACUUACGAUGGUACUCGUCUACGUGAGGACAAGACGGGAGAUCAACUUGGUAUGGGGGAUGAUGAUGUUAUUGAUGAUGCUUGGUCUGCAUAUCUUGGUGGUGGUGGUGCUGCUGCUACUGAGGAAUAG